UCCCCGGAUGCACUGCAGCAGAGACCGGCUCGGAAAGAACUUUCUAGAAAAGUCAGGAGCAGCUCGAGUAGCCGAGACAGACUCCCGGAGCCGCCUAGCCCCCGCCUGCCUGGCCGGCCGCCAUGGUGAAGGAGACCACGUACUACGAUGUGCUGGGGGUGAAGCCCGGCGCGUCGCAGGAGGAGCUGAAGAAGGCCUACCGCAAGCUGGCGCUGAAAUACCACCCCGACAAGAACCCCAACGAGGGCGAGAAGUUCAAGCAGAUUUCUCAAGCAUAUGAAGUACUUUCUGAUCCCAAGAAAAGAGAGUUGUAUGACAAAGGUGGUGAACAGGCUAUUAAAGAGGGUGGUACUGGCAGUAGUUUUGGGUCACCCAUGGAUAUUUUUGAUAUGUUCUUUGGAGGAGGUGGAAGAAUGCAGAGAGAGAGGAGAGGUAAAAAUGUUGUUCAUCAGUUGUCAGUAACUUUGGAAGACUUGUAUAAUGGUGCAACAAGAAAACUGGCUCUGCAGAAGAAUGUGAUCUGUGACAAAUGUGAAGGCCGAGGUGGUAAGAAAGGUGCAGUAGAAUGCUGUCCCAAUUGCAGAGGUACAGGCAUGCAAAUACGAAUUCACCAGAUAGGACCAGGAAUGGUUCAGCAAAUCCAGUCUGUGUGCAUGGAAUGCCAGGGACAUGGGGAGCGUAUCAGUCCUAAGGACAGGUGUAAAAGCUGCAUUGGAAGGAAGAUUGUUCGAGAGAAGAAGAUUCUAGAAGUUCAUAUUGAUAAAGGAAUGAAGGAUGGUCAGAAGAUAACAUUCCAUGGGGAAGGGGACCAAGAACCAGGACUAGAGCCAGGAGACAUCAUUAUUGUCUUGGAUCAAAAAGACCAUUCAACAUUUACAAGGCGAGGUGAAGACCUGUUCAUGUGCAUGGACAUACAGCUGGUUGAGGCACUGUGUGGCUUUCAGAAACCUAUUGCAACGCUGGAUAACAGAACUAUAAUUAUUACCUCUCAUCCUGGUCAGAUCGUCAAGCAUGGAGAUAUUAAAUGUGUGCUGAACGAGGGGAUGCCAAUUUAUCGCAGACCAUAUGAAAAAGGGCGCCUGAUCAUUGAGUUCAAGGUAAACUUCCCAGAGUGUGGCUUCCUCUCCUCUGAUAAGCUCUGUCUGUUGGAAAAACUGCUACCUGCAAGGAAGGAAGUGGAAGAAACUGAAGAAAUGGAUCAGGUAGAGCUGGUGGACUUUGACCCAUCUCAAGAAAGAAGACAGCAUUACAAUGGAGAAGCCUAUGAAGACGAUGAGCAUCAUCCUAGAGGUGGUGUUCAGUGUCAGACAUCUUAAAAUGGCCAGUGAAUACCUAUUGUGGUGAUUGUUUUGUAUGCAUUAGUGGAUGAGUGAACUACAAGCAGCUCACGCUCACUCCUUGCUAUUGUUUUGUUUUAAUAUUCAACCAUAGUUGUGUUUUUUAAAACAAGUUAAUGAAUAAAAUCAAUAAUAUUAGAAAACCACACACUGACUUUGCAAUUUAUGUAAAGUUCAGGUUGCAAGCUCAGCUGAAGUUGACCAUGAAGUUGACCCCUGGCUGCUUGUCUUUAUUUCAGGCCUUGUAAUUCUUGUAUUUUAAUUGUGUGCAAAUGCACUGGCUUAGAUUAAGAUUGAGUGGUGGUCUUUUAGAUUCUAUGCCCUGUUAAUGAAGUAUACCCAUGUAUUUAUUUAUAAUUCAUGUUAAGAUCAAUUAAAGUUUGUUCUAAUCAGACUGUAGACUAU
This is a messenger RNA of Emys orbicularis (European pond turtle), 1742 nucleotides long. It is a transcript of the gene DNAJA1, whose product is annotated as DnaJ heat shock protein family (Hsp40) member A1. Gene Ontology annotation, biological process: response to heat; protein refolding. NCBI's taxonomy places the organism in Eukaryota, Metazoa, Chordata, Testudines, Emydidae. The transcript is spliced from 9 exons. The record is from RefSeq and is a predicted model, not a curated record. Gene Ontology annotation, cellular component: cytoplasm; cytosol. The coding region runs from base 123 to 1316 and encodes 397 amino acids. Gene Ontology annotation, molecular function: Hsp70 protein binding; ATP binding.